GAAAUGUCAUUUGUCAAUCACAGUGCGAGCGCAACGGUUGUCCGAGAGAGAGCUGCCAGCCGCUGUUAAUGCCCAACGCUGCUAACACGGCUAACACUGCUAAACAGUUAACACUCAGUCGACUCACGAUUUGAGGAAGUACGAUUGCCAGAUUACCCGAAUACCCGAUUACCAGGUUGUGCAAAUUGGGCAAACCCCCGGAAUCCGAAUCCGAGUCCGAAUCUGAAUCUGAAACCGAAUCCCAAGCCGCUAAAUGCCAGCAGUCGUCGUUCGAAAAUAGCCGUUAAAAGAAAAACCCAGCAGUCCCGUCUGCGGAGUCUCAGUGUGUCUCAGUGUGCCAAAAGUGAAGUGCUAAACAACCAAAACCAAAAAUCGAAAAGAGAAACAGCAGAUUACACACAGAAUUAAAAGCAAACACAAAUAUCAAUAAUGGAUAACCACAACGAAGUGCCAAUGUCCAUGUCCGCGCCCUGGGCCAGCGCCGCCCGUGUCACCUGCCUUUCCCUAGAUGCCAAAUGCCACAGACCAUGUCCCAGCUCGAUCUCUGCCUCCGCCUCAGCCUCGGGUUGCGCCUCUGACUCUGCCGCCAUCGCCACCACAAAGUUGCGCCACAUUGCGUAUACGCAGCGUUGCAGCAGCAGGUUGACCAUGCUGAUGACCGUGCUGCUGCUGCUGCUGCCGCUGAGCUUUACGCCGGCGCACAGCUGCGGCCCCGGCCGGGGUCUGGGACGUCGCCGGGAGCGCAACCUCUAUCCGCUGGUGCUCAAGCAAACCAUACCAAAUUUAUCCGAAUACCAGAGCGGUGCCUCCGGGCCGCUCGAGGGCGAAAUCAAACGCGAUUCACCAAAAUUCAAGGAUCUUGUACCAAACUACAAUCGGGAUAUUCUAUUCCGGGACGAGGAGGGCACCGGCGCCGAUCGCCUGAUGACAAAGCGCUGCAAGGAAAAGCUGAAUGUGUUGGCCUACUCCGUGAUGAACGAGUGGCCCGGCGUCCGCCUGCUGGUCACCGAGAGCUGGGACGAGGACCACCAGCAUGGCCAGGAGUCGCUGCACUACGAGGGCCGUGCCGUCACCAUCGCCACCUCCGACCGGGAACCCUCCAGAUACGGGAUGCUGGCCCGCCUGGCCGUCGAGGCCGGCUUCGAUUGGGUCUCCUAUGUCAGUCGACGUCACAUCUACUGCUCCGUCAAAUCAGACUCCUCGAUCAGCUCUCAUGUGCACGGAUGCUUCACGCCCGAGAGCACUGCGCUGCUGGAGAGUGGCAUUACGAAACCGCUCAGCGAGAUCGCCAUCGGAGACCGCGUCCUGAGCAUGGGCUCCAACGGGCAGCCCGUCUACAGCGAGGUCAUCCUCUUCAUGGACCGCAACCUGGAGCAGAUGCAGAACUUCGUGGAGCUGCACACGGACGGCGGUGCCGUCCUGACCGUGACCCCCGCCCACCUGAUCAGCGUGUGGCACCCGGAGCGCCAGCAGCUGGACUACGUCUUUGCCGAUCGCGUGGAGGAGCUCAACUAUGUGCUUGUCCGGGAUCCGCAAACGGGCGAGCUGCGUCCCCAGCGGGUCGUUCGUGUGGGCAGUGUCCGGAGCAAGGGCGUGGUGGCCCCACUGACGCGCGAAGGCACCAUUGUGGUGAACUCGGUGGCCGCCUCCUGCUACGCGGUGAUCGACAGCCAAUCGCUGGCGCACUGGGGCCUGGCGCCCAUGCGCAUCCUCGCCAUGCUCCAGUCGUGGAUGCCCGCCAAGGACCAGCUGCGCAGCUCACAGACGGAGGGCGUCGUGUCGCGGGCCGAGCAGCAGAACGGCAUCCACUGGUAUGCCAAUGCCCUUUACAAGGUGAAGGAUUACGUGCUGCCGAAGAGCUGGCGUCACGACUAACGCCAGAGAGAAUCCCAGAGCGAAUGAUGCCGCUGCGAUGCGGAAGCGAUAAUUGUAUUAUAUUUUGUAGUUAUGUAUAUGCCUAAUGAUUAAUGUAUUUCAAUGUUGAAUAUGAUUAUUAACGAUCGAUACUAUUUAUUAACCACACAUACACACACACACAUAUCCACACA
Drosophila persimilis is the source of this 2048-nucleotide messenger RNA. RefSeq names its product protein hedgehog (gene hh). Gene Ontology annotation, molecular function: calcium ion binding; patched binding. Gene Ontology annotation, biological process: multicellular organism development; protein autoprocessing; smoothened signaling pathway. The record is from RefSeq and is a predicted model, not a curated record. NCBI's taxonomy places the organism in Eukaryota, Metazoa, Arthropoda, Insecta, Diptera, Drosophilidae. The transcript is spliced from 3 exons. Bases 430 to 1875 code for a protein of 481 amino acids.